Messenger RNA from Asparagus officinalis (garden asparagus), 2952 nucleotides. Its product is annotated as THO complex subunit 5B. The transcript has 9 exons. Gene Ontology annotation, biological process: positive regulation of DNA-templated transcription, elongation; mRNA export from nucleus. Gene Ontology annotation, molecular function: mRNA binding. The coding region runs from base 110 to 2458 and encodes 782 amino acids. Lineage: Eukaryota; Viridiplantae; Streptophyta; Magnoliopsida; Asparagales; Asparagaceae. Gene Ontology annotation, cellular component: THO complex part of transcription export complex. The record is from RefSeq and is a predicted model, not a curated record.
UCUGAAAACCCCUACUACAGCCUCCUCCUCCUCCUCCGCCUGAAUUUUUAUUUUUGCCCCCUUCUUUCGAAAACAAGCACCCCGCUCACAGGAGAGAAGAUCCAAAGAAAUGGAGGUCGAUCUUAACGCACCGGCGAAGACAAAACGAACGGCCCACGAGCUCCUUGAGGACACGCGUACGGCGAUGGAGGAGAUCGCCGCCAAGAUGCUCUUCAUGAAGAAGGAAGCCCGGCCCAAAUCCGACCUCAAGGAACUCAUCACCAACACGUCCCUCCUCUUUAUCGCCCUUCGUCAGGUGAAUCGUGCGAUAUUGCUGGAGGAGGAUCGAGUGAAAGCGGAGACAGAGAGCGCGAAGGCACCGGUGGAUUUUACGACGUUGCAGCUUCAUAAUUUGACAUAUGAGAAGAAUCAUUAUAUGAAGGCGAUUAAAGCUUGUAAGGAUUUUAAAUCCAAGUAUCCUGAUAUUGAGCUGGUGCCAGAGAAAGAGUUCUUUGCCAGUGCGCCUGAAGACAUAAAGGGGAAAGCACUGGCUACCGAUUCUGCGCAUGAUUUGAUGCUGAAGAGGCUCACUUUUGAGCUAUUUCAGCGAAAAGAACUCUGCAAACUUCGUGAGAAACUGGAGCAACAUAAAAAUGGUCUCAUGGAAACCAUAGCAAACCGGAAGAAGUUCCUCUCAAGUCUCCCAUCACACUUGAAAUCUUUGAAGAAAGCUUCCUUGCCUGUGCAGCAGCAGCUCGGAAUUAUGCACACGAAGAAAUUGAAGCAGCAAACUGCAGCAGAGUUGCUUCCACCACCACUCUAUAUAGUUUACUCACAGUUAUUGGCUCAGAAAGAAGCAUUUGGGGAGAGAAUAGAAUUGGAGGUUGUUGGAAGUAUAAAGGAUGCUCAAACUUUUGCCCAGCAGCAAGCAAAUAAAGACAUUGGUACCAUGAACAAUACAGAAACCAGCAGGUUGGAAGAUGAUGCACCUGAUGAUGAUGAAGAUGGGCAGAGGAGAAGAAAAAGGCCCAAGAAGAGCGUGGUUAAGGAGAAUGCUGAUCGAUCAGGAACUUACCAAUUACAUCCGCUUAAAGUCAUUCUCUUUAUAUAUGAUGAUGAGGAUACUGAGGCUAAACCUUCAAAGCUAAUCACCCUAAGGUUUGAAUAUUUGGUAAAAUUAAAUGUUAUAUGUGUUGCAAUUGAAGAUACAGAGGAAGGACCUGACAAUAAUAUCUUGUGCAACCUAUUCCCUGGCGACACUGGCAUGGAGCUACCUCAUCAGACAGCAAAGCUUUAUGCUGGAGAUGCUGCUUAUCUUAAUGAAAAGAAUACGUCUCGACCAUUCAAGUGGGCACAACAUUUGGGUGGGAUUGAUUUUUUGCAGGAGUUGCCUCCUCUGCAUGAAACUCCAAACGCUGUAGUACCAAAAGGCGGUGCUGUUCAUUCUGGACUUUCCCUUUAUCGUCAUCAAAAUCGAGUACAGACUGUUGUGCAAAGGAUCCGUUCUAGGAAAAAGGCUCAGAUGGCUCUUGUGGAGCAGCUUGACUCAUUGGAAAAACUCAAACUGCCGGCACUGAUGGAUGAGAAUGUUCCGUGGGCCUCCCACAACCCUUCAUGUACUUUGCAACACUGGUCAGAAGCAGGGCUAAUUCUUAACUCUUCUUCUGUUUCCAAGGAGCAAGUUACAAGUUCUGUUACAUAUGAUCGAGACAGGAGUUCUUUGACUCCUUGGGAAGAAACCGAGGGUGCAAGGGAAGAUGGAGAGCUUCCAGUUGCACCCCGGGCACUAACCUCAUCAGAGGAUCCUAAAAAGACCAACUUGAACGGUUUUUCGGAGUUUGAACAUUCUAGAGGCUUGGCAUUGAUUACAAAAAGCAUAACACCUACCAAAAAGGUUAAAUCAAGUUUAGGCAAGAAUGAUGAUGAUCCAGAACUUAUGGUGGAUAGCGAGAGUGACAAAGAGGAUCAAACAUCCUUGGAUAUAGAAAUGGAAGAUGCAAGCAUCGGUUUUGAAGACCCAUGGGAAGACCAUGCUACAAGAGAGUUCCAUAUGGUACUUAGUAGAAAAGACAGAUAUGAGCGUAUUAUAAAAUUGGAAGCAAAGAUCAAGAUCAGCAUGGAGUAUCCCCUCAGGCCACCCCUGUUUAGUUUAAGCAUGACCACUGAUGGAUCUCUUGGCUCUGCUGAAUGGUUCAAUGAGCUUCGUGCUAUGGAAUCAGAGGUAAAUCUUCAUAUCCUCAAGGUUCUCCCAUGGGAAUGUGAGAACUACAUCUUAGCUCACCAAGUGCAUUGCUUAGCUAUGCUUUUUGAUUUUCAUUUUGGUACACAAAGUGAUAAAAGAACAAGCAGCUCGGUUAUUGAUGUUGGAUUAUGCAAGCCUGUUAGUGGAUCCUUGCUUGCGAGAUCUGUCAGGGGGAGGGAUCGGAGAAAGAUGCUCUCUUGGAAGAGCAUGGGAUGCACUCAAGGUUACCCUUGUUAAAUCCAUCAGAGGAAAACCUAAGUUAUCAGGCUAUGCCUUUUCAGAUAGCAGCGGUUUAAGCCGGGAAGAUCCUUUUCCAAUGAAACAGCUUCCUAGUUUUGAAAAAUGAGAAAAGGCCAUCCAGUGUCAACAAUCUUUCCUUAUAACUCAGGGACAUUAAUGUUCGACAAAUUGUUGAUGAAAUAUCUGCUAAAUCAUGCUAUCUGUUUUAUUUGUCAGAGCCAUCAAGAGUUGCAACCUGGAAAGGAUCCGUUCAGUACAUCUCGUGCUCUGUUUGUGCUAUAUGCCGGUUUAUUUCUGCAUUCAUUUGAUCGAAGUACGUAUAGAAGAGUCUGAUUGUGUAGAAAUCUUAUCUGUGAAGUGCAAGGCUGGAUCUCACUUAAGGAUGUUCCAAGCUUAGACACUGUCAAUGUGCGUUGAUGCUUAUAACUGAUCACAAAUCUUUCGACUAAAGAGCAGCUUUAGCUGCAAUAGUUUUAGCAACUUUAUCUCCA